Messenger RNA from Camellia sinensis, 504 nucleotides. Lineage: Eukaryota; Viridiplantae; Streptophyta; Magnoliopsida; Ericales; Theaceae. The record is from RefSeq and is a predicted model, not a curated record.
AUGCCUGUGGACGGCGCGCCUCAAGGAGUGAUAAAUGUCAUAGAUGGGAUCGUUGAACCUGAGAGGGUUUGUGAGCUCCGUGGGACUAUAAAACGGGCAGAGCACAUGCAUGAAGUGCAAAGUGUUCAACCAACCAUAAAGAAAAGGAGGACAAAAGCAAAGACUGUCAUAACCUUCUCUGAUAGGGGCUUGGCACGAGUUUAUAGCCCUCACAAUGACGCGCUAGUUAUUACUUUACACGUCAACAACUUGGACAUUAAGAGAAUCUUGAUAGGCCAAGAAAGCUCAUGCAAAAUCAUAUACUAUGAAACCUUUAAGCAAUUGAAGUUAGAGGACAAGGAUCUAGCGCCAGCUACCUCCCCACUGGUUGGCUUUAACUCAAUGCCAAAGUGGCUGGUUGGCAAGAUAAUUUUGCUGGUCAAAAUCGGAUCAGUGACUCGACAAGUGGAAUUUUGGGUGUUGAAAGUCCUCUCUUCUUAUAACAUCAUCUUGGGAAGAGAUUGA